This is a messenger RNA of Zasmidium cellare ATCC 36951, 594 nucleotides long. RefSeq lists its product as uncharacterized. The record is from RefSeq and is a predicted model, not a curated record. Gene Ontology annotation, biological process: endoplasmic reticulum to Golgi vesicle-mediated transport. Gene Ontology annotation, molecular function: SNAP receptor activity. Lineage: Eukaryota; Fungi; Ascomycota; Dothideomycetes; Mycosphaerellales; Mycosphaerellaceae. The transcript has 3 exons. Gene Ontology annotation, cellular component: Golgi apparatus; membrane. The coding region runs from base 1 to 594 and encodes 197 amino acids.
AUGAAGCUCCUCUACAUCGGCAUCCUCAAAAACGAAGACAAACCCGCCGUCGAACUCUGCGCCGAACGCGAACUCUCCUCCUUCUCCCGCUUCACCCGCGGCAGCGUAGGAGAAUUCAUGUCCGUCUUCAGCAAAACCGUCGCAGAGCGCACCCGCGCGGGCCAACGACAAGACGUCGAAGAGCAGUCCUACACCUUCCACGCCUACGCCCGCAGCGAGGGCGUCGCGGGGAUCAUCAUCAGCGACCACGAGUACCCGGCGUUGGUGGCGCAUCAGUUGCUCAGUAAGAUUUUGGAUGAGUUCACCACGAGGUACCCGCGGAGUACGUGGGAGAAUAGCAAUGGCGAGGUGCCGUUUCCGCAGUUGAAGGAGUAUAUUCAGAAGUAUCAGGACCCGCAGGCGGCGGAUAGUAUUAUGAAGAUCCAAAAAGAACUCGACGAAACCAAGAUCGUCCUCCACAAAACCAUCGAAUCCGUUCUCGAGCGUGGCGAGAAGAUUGACAGUCUCGUCGCCAAGUCUGACGGCUUGAGCGCCCAAAGCAAGAUGUUCUAUACCCAGGCCAAGAAGCAGAACAGCUGCUGCACCAUCAUGUAA